GUGUGAUGUAAGAUUCAUUGGAUCAGCAAGAUCUUGCGUUCAUAGGGUUAUAUGGGAUUUGCGUUUCAGAAGUGAGAGAAGACGACGAGAGAGGUGAAAAGACAAGAAAAAUUGCCAGCAGCAUUGGUCAGGAGGAUGUGGAUGUUGGUUAACACCAGAAAGAUCUGAAUUUUGAGUCUUGUAAAAAAAUAUAUCAGAAUUUUGAGUCUUGCAGAGGCCGGGGGUACUCUGCUCCCUCCUUUUUUAAAAAAGAAGAUCAUAACGACGGGGUUGGUUGGGGAGCGCAUGAAGGCGGUGGUCUGUAGUAUCUCUGCGCCUGUAGUAGGACUGCACAGUAAUCUUGGAUGGCUUGGCUGUCUAUGGCAUCAUCUCCUUCCGCAACAAACCUCCUUCUAGGAUCCUCUGGGGUUUGACAUUAUAAUGAUUCCUAGACCCUUGCCUUGCUUCAGAGUGGAGAUUGAAUCGGUAGUGUUCACUCACAAUGACAAGUGACAAGGGAAGGACUACAAAGAAGCCUGCUGAGGUUUCAGCCUCUGCUUUGCCUCCAUCUGAUGAAGAAGCCAGCAGUGCAGUACAGAAGAGACGGUUGCCCAAUGGGAGGAAAACUGGGCCAGCAAGGCGCUCAACCAAGGGGAAUUGGACUCUGGAAGAGGAUGAUAUCCUUCGGAAGGCUGUUCAAACCUACAACGGAAAAAAUUGGAAAAAGAUAGCGGAGUGUUUUCGAGAUAGGACCGAUGUUCAAUGCCUUCAUAGGUGGCAGAAGGUUUUAAAUCCUGAGUUGGUCAAAGGACCAUGGUCUAAAGAAGAAGAUGACAUCAUUAUUGAGAUGGUUAAUGAACAUGGACCAAAGAAAUGGUCAACCAUCGCCCAAGCUUUGCCAGGACGGAUCGGAAAGCAAUGCCGUGAAAGGUGGCACAAUCAUCUUAAUCCUGGGAUAAAUAGAGAUGCAUGGACACAAGAAGAGGAAAUUAGGCUCAUUCAGGCUCAUCAAGCAUAUGGAAAUAAAUGGGCUGAACUAUCAAAAUAUCUGCCAGGAAGGACAGACAAUGCGAUAAAAAAUCACUGGCAUAGCUCAGUAAAGAAGAAAUUUGAAUCAUACAGAGCAGAGGGUUUACUGGCUCAGUUAAAAGGCCUACCACCUGUUGUGUAUCCUACCAGUCUAACUGUUGAUUCUUCAUCUGCAAUGAUCCAGCAAAAUAGUGAAGGUAGUGGUUUAAAUGCUGUCCUGGAGGUUGAAGAUUCCUCUGAGUUCAGUCAAUCGUCAUUGGCCAAUGUUUCUUGCUCUCAAGUGAAGCAUGUUGAUGCGGCUCUGGGCUGUCAUUUGCAAGUAAAUUUCUGUGAUGAAAGAGCAGACGACUCUUACUCUUUAGGUCAGGAAGCAUGCUACACUAACACCAACAAUGUUGCUUCUGCAUUACCGGAGACUCAUCACCAGUUAUCCAUCUCUGAAAACGAUCUAGAUAAACACUUGCAGCAAGACUUUUCUGAAGAGAUGGAUUUAGAUAUAGGUGAGGUACCAAACAGUUCUGUAUUUACAGAUAGCCAGGCAUCCAAGGAGCUAUUUCAGCACACCCAGGUCAUAUCUAUGUUGCCUACUGUUUCAGGGUAUGAGCAUAACACAAACGCGACAUCUGAAGCUGAUUUUGAUAACAAAAAGGGUCUUCAAUCAGAACUCUGGGAGGAUAUUUCUUUUCAGGGUAUUCUUUCCGCACCAGACUCCAUCAGUGCUGAUUCUUUCUUGAGUCCAAAUUGUCAGCGCGGUCUAUAUUCAGUUGAAGCUGCGAAGAAUUUUGAAGAAUCACUUUAUCCGUUGCAUACAUUCAACUCAUCAAGCAUGACGAGCUCUGCACAUCUUCAAAGUUCUGCAACAUCGCUACCUUCAUCAUUUAUUUCUUCAGGUAGUGCUUCAUGUACACCUGGUGCUAAAUUUGAGACAAAUGGCAUACCAGUUUCUUUGGAGUCGAUCACAUGCCAGGAUGUUCCCAGUGACAUGCCUAUACCAGAAUCUAGAAAGCAACAGCCGACAGAUGUUGAACAGUCAUCUUUGGAACAUACAACCAUGGGAAGAGAAGCAUCACCUAUUCAUGGUGAAUCUGUGGUAGGCCAAAAGAAGCAUUCAGAAGCUCUAUGCUAUGAACCUCCUUGCUUCCCAAGCGUUGAAGUUCCAUUUGUCAGCUGUGACCUUUUAAGCUCUAGUGACCUCCCAGAAUAUAGUCCUCUUGGCAUUCGGGAGUUGAUGAGGUCAUCGAUGAACUUCUCCACUCCAAUAAGAUUGUGGAGCUCCCCUACUCGUGAUAUGAGUUCUGAUGCUGUGCUAAAGAGUGCUGCCAAAAGCUUUAUAUGCACACCGUCAAUAAUGAAGAAGCGGCAGAGAGAGCUCUCUUCUCCUACUCCAGAUAUAAAAUUUGCAAAGAAAAUUGGUGCCGAAAAGGAUUGUGGCAACUCAGGCAUGUCAUCCACAAGAACCGAAAGAUCUUUCAUGGAUGUUAUUGAAGAUGAAUUGCUUGAUUUCAUUUCUCACCAAAAUGAGGAAAACCUGAAAGAAACCACUCAUCAGGGCAUAAACGAAGAAAAUACAAAAAGAAACACUUUGGAGGAAGGAAAGAGAUGUUCCACUAUGAACAAAGAUACAACUUGUGAUGCACUGUCCACAGGGAUUCUUACUGAGAGCAAUGCCAAUAGCCUGAGUCCACCUAAGGAUGUGAAGAAUCCAGGAAUUCAGAAGCUAAAUACCACUGCUAAAUCUUUGUCUAAAGAAAUAAUAUCUUCAAGAUCAAAACCAACAAAUCUUGUUGUUGAAAAGUCUUCACCGUAUAUCAAUGCUGAUUAUCAGUAUGUGAACAUAUUGGCUGAUACCCCAGGAAUAAAAAGAGGGUUAGAAUCUCCUUCUGCAUGGAAGUCCCCUUUGUUCACAAAUUUCCAGGAUGGAUUCUUCAUGAGCCCAGCAGGCAGAACUUUUGAUGCUUUAGGAUUGGUGAAGCAAAUAAAUGAACAGAAUGCUCCUGCCCUGGAGGAAGCCCAUGAGGUCCUGGCAUGCGGGCGUCCACAGAACCCAUGUAGCAAGGAAAACUCUAAUAAGGAAAAUAUAGAGCAAACUAUUAUCAGGGAGCAUGUAACAAGCAACCAGCCAUCCACAGUCAUGGCCGAAGCAAGGAUUCUUGAUUACAACGAAUGCACAACACCUGUGAAGAAGAAAGAAGAAUGCAGCAUUUUCCAAAGAUCCCCAACUUCCUCUUAUCUCCUGAAGAAUGUGCGGUAGCCUUUACAGGAAGUGCCCAGAGAAUGCUUUUCUGAUGCAUAAUCAGUGUGUACAUACCUGUAGUUCAGAAACUAGAUACAUUUUUUUUUGUUUUUUGCGAUAUACACAUGGCUCUUCCCCCCUUAUUGUCUUUGAACUAUUUCAUCCUCUGUCCGUAGUGAUGAAACUUUAGUCAUGUUCUCUCAGAAAAAAGAGAAAGACUUAACCAUAUUUUUCUUAAAAUCAAGCUAUUUAGUGAAUGAUAGUAAAAUACCAUCA
This is a messenger RNA of Brachypodium distachyon (stiff brome), 3517 nucleotides long. RefSeq names its product transcription factor MYB3R-1. The record is from RefSeq and is a predicted model, not a curated record. Gene Ontology annotation, cellular component: nucleus. Gene Ontology annotation, molecular function: DNA-binding transcription factor activity, RNA polymerase II-specific; RNA polymerase II cis-regulatory region sequence-specific DNA binding. The coding region runs from base 482 to 3259 and encodes 925 amino acids. Gene Ontology annotation, biological process: regulation of DNA-templated transcription. The transcript is spliced from 12 exons. NCBI's taxonomy places the organism in Eukaryota, Viridiplantae, Streptophyta, Magnoliopsida, Poales, Poaceae.